Messenger RNA from Medioppia subpectinata, 2004 nucleotides. Lineage: Eukaryota; Metazoa; Arthropoda; Arachnida; Sarcoptiformes; Oppiidae. The record is from the annotation of a GenBank genome assembly.
AUGUUGGACUUCUUUGUGAUCAUAUCCAAGUCGGGUAUUGUAUUGUUCGCGACGGUUAACCAGACAAUCGCCGCCGGUAUGAACGCCGCCAUCAAUCGGCUCAUCAAGAAUGUCAUACUUGAGGACAGGAGGGAUCAGCUCUACACCACCGACGCCCUCGCCCUGCAGUACCGGAUGGACAACGAGUUUGAAUUGGUGUUCGUUGUGGGCUAUCAACGGAUGCUGACGCUGUCGUACGUGGACAAGUUCUUGGAGCAGAUCCAACUCGCCUUUCGCGACAAAUACCAGGAUUACGAUCUGAGGCACGCCUUACUGAUGGCCGCCGAUGGGAGGCACGCGACCAGCGGUGGCGCCGGCGGUAGCGGUGGCGGAGGUGUUGGCGGUAAACACCAGAAGUUGAACGGUAUUAGCGCCGAGAGUGGUCUGAAUCCGCUGUUGGCCACCAAUUUGGUCGACUUUGACACCGAAUUCGCCAAAGUUUACGGCUUUUGCUACAAAACCCAAUCACAACAGACGGCGGCGGAGAUGCGCUCAUUUGACCAGAGCUUGAAGUCCAAGAAAACCGUGGCCUCAAUGAUAGUCCAGCCGUCGGAUAAGGCCAAGAGUGGCACAACUGCUGCGCCCGCUGUGACCGCCGCAGCGCCUGUCAAAGAGGACACCAAACCGUCGCCCAAAGCGAACGGCGAGUCCACCCAAACGGAUAUCCAGAAGAAGUUGUUACAAAUGGCGGCGAAGAACACAACGUCGCCGAAGGCCAAGAAGUCGGCCGCCGUUAAGAAGGAACCGGUGAAGAAAGAGAAGGGCAAACGGGUCUGGGAUUUGGGCGGUAAGAGUGCCCAGAAUUUGGACUUUAGUAAGAAGUUGUCGGGCGAUGAGGAGGAGUACACCGUCAACGCCUCGUCCAUCGCCAAGAAUACGGCCAACGCCUCCGAUAUGGCCGCCUAUAACUCGCUUGAUAUGCAACCGGACCUCGAGUUUGAAGUGGAGGACGAAGACGACGACGAAGAGGAGGAGGAAGUGAUGGCCGCCUCGAAGCCCAAGAAGUCGUUUUUUGGCUCAUUUCUCAAGACAUUCAACUAUAAUAAGGCGCUAACGGAGGCCGACUUAGAGCCCAUUCUGAACCAAUUGCGCGACCAUUUGAUCGCUAAGAACGUGGCCUCAGAGAUAGCGGUGAAACUCUGCGACAGUGUGUCGGCCAAACUGGUCGGCCAACAGAUGAACACAUGGCUCGGACUGAAGAGUUUCGUACGACAAUCGUUGGAGGACUCGAUACUCCGUAUUCUGUCGCCCAAUCGUAACGUGAAUAUAUUGCGCGACAUUCGGGCCAAGUCUUCGCCGUACGCCAUAGUGUUCUGCGGUGUGAACGGUGUCGGGAAGUCGACUAAUUUGGCCAAAAUAGCCAAUUGGCUGAUCGUAAACAACGUGCGAGUGCUGGUCAUCGCGUGCGACACCUUCAGGGCGGGCGCCAUAGAACAGCUGCGCACACAUAUCACUGCACUCAAGAAUAUACACGAGAGGGACGGCCGGCAGGCGUCGAAAGUGGAUCUGUUCGAGAAGGGCUACGGCAAAGACAGCGCCGCCAUCGCUAUGGAGGGCAUUAACUACGCGCGCACCGCCGGCUACGGGUGCUGUUUGGUGGACACCGCGGGACGUAUGCAGGGAAACGAACCCCUCAUGAAACAGUUGGCCAAACUGAUCAAGAUCAACGAGCCCGACCUGACCCUCUUCGUGGGCGAAGCGCUGGUGGGCAACGAAGCGGUGGAUCAGUUGACUAAAUUCAAUAACUCGCUGUUGGAUAAUGGCUGCCGCGGUGUGACGGCCAACGCCUCGGCAAUCAAUGGCAUUGUGUUGACUAAGUUCGACACGAUUGACGAUCAGGUGGGAGCGGCCAUAUCGAUGACGUAUAUCACUGGACAGCCAAUUGUCUUCGUGGGCGUCGGCCAGACGUACCGCGAUUUGAAACAAUUGAACGCCAAAGCGGUGGUCAAAGCGCUGAUGAAGUAG